Messenger RNA from Prorocentrum cordatum, 199 nucleotides. The record is from the annotation of a GenBank genome assembly. Lineage: Eukaryota; Dinophyceae; Prorocentrales; Prorocentraceae.
GGCGGCGGCAGGGCGCAGCAGUGGAACGGGCCUCUUCCUGGGCGGGUCGCGCCCCCGUGCCUGGGCCCCUGCGAGGGCUUCAGUUUCCAGGGCUACGUGGACCGCGCGGAGGAGAGGGCCAUGACGCUGGCGCAGCUGCGGCACUGCCUCAGGUGGUGCGAGGACCACUGCCACCGCUGGCGCGACAUGCAGUCCAAGG